This is a messenger RNA of Symbiodinium sp. CCMP2592, 1980 nucleotides long. The record is from the annotation of a GenBank genome assembly. Lineage: Eukaryota; Dinophyceae; Suessiales; Symbiodiniaceae.
AUGGUGAGGGACAAAGGCAACAGUCAGGGCCUGCAGUUCGAAGACCUUCUGAAGCUCCUCCCUCCGGAUGCUUACCAGCCGCAAAUUGCGAGGAGAUUGACCAGCUUUGCGCCUUCCCAGAAAUUGACCCUUGGAUCUCCUGACCCAGAGAUCUGGCAGAAUGCAACAGGUUUGUCGACACAGCUGGUGUUCGACAUCACCUUCUUGCUGUGCUUGGCACGGGUGCAGGCCCAGCAGGCAGCAGGGGGUGAACCGCGAUCCGAUAUCAAUGAUGGAGACAUCAAGAUGCUGGUGGGUGCGUCCGGGAAGAUAAGUCCUCGACUACGGCUGGCAAUGCGGACAGCACAGUCGAUUGCCGUGGCACGUGCUCAGCAAGCAUGUUCAGAGGAGCAGCUCGUGAAGCGGGGGCAGCAAGCCCAAGCAGACAUGCAGCGUCUUGAGUCUCUUCUUCAAGACGCGUUGCGAGAUCAUGACCUUGCCCCCGGCAUCUCCCUGAAGCCGUUGUCUGUUACCAAGAAGGUGAUGGGUGAUCUGCCAAGCGAGGCUGAGGAUACGGUGACGGAGCUGAGGACAUCGCUGGCAGCGCAGCUAUCCAAAGUUUCCUCAUUGGCUUUGUCUUUGGCUGCAUCCCUGACGGCGGGCAUCGGCAACCUUGAUGAUUUGGUGAGCUGGUGCGAUGGCCAGUUUACCCGCCCUGACAGUGGCUUCAUGUUCGAGCCCCUGUCUGAGUCAAAGGCUUUCGCGUGGGAGCAAGCUGGAUUGCUGCAGCUGCAAGUCGUGAAUUUCAAUGAUGCCGAUGACCGCGCCCUUGUUAAGGGCCUUAUGUCUGCAUGGGCUCAAUUGCGAGAGCUGAAGCAUGGCGAGGAGGAGGCGAAGGACCUCGACACCCUGAUGCUGAAGCUGUCGAAGUAUGUCACGACGGUGGACACAUGGGGUGAGAAGUCCCUGGACGCUUGUGAAGGCGUCCCUGAUUUCUUCCGCAAGAUGUUGCCUCCUCUCCGCAAUCUUGCCUCACGCAUGAUGCGCGCCGGUCUUGAAAGUGCGAAGGCCAAGGUCUUCGAGCAGAGGCCGGAUAUCGAGAAGAUGCAAGCAGUGGUGCUUUUUCAGCUCGACUGCGUCAUCUUGAACGUCGAGAAGCAGCAGAUCCCUUCGGCUGAGCAGACCGCCGAGCAAUACCACGCUGCGGUCGCUGCUUUCAAGCUGAAUUCGGAUCUGUUGGCUGCCACGGGCCAGCAAGGAAAGGUGGACAAUGCCUUCAACGACUUCAAGUCUUCCUUGGAGGACUUGCUCGAGACGUGCAAUAUGAACCUUGAGACGCUUCGUUCUCUGUCGAAGAACUACGAGUGCCGCGGCUGCGACCGGGCACGUAUGUUUGAGUUUGAUUGGGUUCCGAAGCAUGUUAUUUUCUUCUUGCUAAGGAAGAUUCUCGAGGCCAGUGCAGCUUGGAAUACUGCUGCGAUGGAGGAGUUGCUUGCGCUUCCAAAUUUCGAAACGGAUAUGGACUCGCUGCAAGACACCGCCGGUGCUACGCAGAAGGAGUGCGCCGAGCUUGCUGCUCUGAGUGGACAUCAGGUUGGGCCCGAAGAGUGGCUGCAGCUGUUCGCAAAGCUUGGUGAUGCAGUGACGCACAUCAAGGAGGCCGGCCUUCAUGGGGCCACGAUCCACGUCUCGAUGACCUUUGCCGAGCUGCUGCUGCACCCCGGAAAGUAUGACCUGCUGCCUGCCUUGGAAGAGACGGGAAAGGUGGCUUCGAGGAUGGGAGUGGCUGACAAAAUGCCAGCUCAGCUUGCGUCCAGGGUGAAGCGUGCAGUGGCGGAGCUCAAGGCGAAGACCACUGCGCCGAGCAAUCCAAGUGAUGGCAAGCAGGAUCUCAAGAUCAAGAAGGAGAAGAAAGAGAAAAAGAAGGACAAGGACAAGGGUGACAAAAAGCACAAGCACGACAACGACAAAGAAGGUUCCGCCAAGAAGGCAAAGAAGUGA